GAAUGUUGUAUUCAAGAUCCUCGAGAAUAGGUCAAACUAUGUUACGUGACUCUCAAGAAACAUUGUUAAACAACAGAAAGUAUAUAAUUUUUUAUGAGUUCAACCUCUUGUGGGAAGCUAAAAAAUGAAGGAUAUAAUGAAGGAAGUGGAAGGGAAAGUGAAGUUUUCAAUGGCGGAUUCGACGAUGAUGUUACUUGUACAACAAGCAAUGGACAAAGCUCACGAAAAGAUCAAAACAAAACACGGUCUUCUCCUCCGUCUUAACGCUAUAUCCCUAUUCUACGAACUCGCUGUAUUACAGCUCGAGACUUGUCUUAAUUUCGUGCAACAAGAGACCGAUAACCUCGAGAGUAACCACGAGGAAGUGGUUCACGAUCUUAGAAAGAUCAAAGACAGGCUUCACCACCGUCUCCUAGAGACAGAACUAGCUAUUCUAGAGAAAGACAGAGAGUUGUUAGAGAGGUCUGAGAACGAAGCGAGUCUUAGAAACGUCUUGGAGAGUAAAGAAACAGAGCUGGUUCAUUUGCAAGAUCUCGAGAGAAACAGAAGUUGUAAUAAUAAGAUGAUUGGAGAUGAGUUUUCUGAGCUGAAAAGUUCUGUUGAUCAUCAAGUGAUGAAUCUUAGACAAAAGAUUGAGACAGAGUACGAUCAUCAACUGGGAGAGGAUGAUCCUUCAGGUGUUGAUAUAGAUGUUUUGAAAGGGACAAUGGAUCUUGCUUUUAACAAGAUGCAUCACGCGAUAUUCUUGUCGGAGUUAGGUCCCAUUGAGCAGAGUUGGAGAUGGUCUAUAGAGAGGGAUACAAUGGCGUUACUGAUCAAAGGUUUCAUGAAUGGUUUAGAGGAUGAGAAGAAAAAGGUAAUGAUGGUUGUGAGAGAUUAUGAAUUAGGUUUUAAAGAUAAGGUUUGUUUGAUUCGUAGAGAAGUGGAAUGUUUAGAAGAAUCACAAAUCAUCAUUCAUAGAUCAUCAUCAUCAUCUCCUAGAGUAAUAUCUUCAAUAGAUUGUGAAGUUGUUCAUGAUGGUGAUAAAGAAGAAGAAGAAGUGGGAGAAGAAGAUUCAAGUAACUAUCCUGUUUCUAAGUUGAUAAAGAGUCAUGAAUCAAUCAUUAGGAGGAAGAGUGAAGAGCUUGUUUCUCCUAAAAUCGAGUCUGUUAGACGUCAGAGGAGCUACAACAGCUCUAGCUCUAAGCGAGCUAUUGAUGAUAUCGUUGCAGGUCUUGAUAGCUUGUUGUGUCUCAACACUAAGCUAUUAGAACAUUUUUGUUUUAAUGAUGAUGGUAGAUAUGAUCAUCUUGAAGUGGACAGCUUGGAUGAUGUUUGGAAGAAAAUGCAGAAACAUAAUAGAUCGGUGUUGUCUGAGAAUGAGGUAGAGGAGAAAGAGGGUGUAGAGAUGGAGUUAAUGAUCUUGGAAGAUACUUACUUUACUCUACUCAAAGGUCUGUUAACUGAUGAAAUCACAAACGUCAAGAAAAAGGAAGAAGAAAAUAUUGAGAUUCUUCAUGAAGAUGAAGUGUUCAGACAAGAAGUGGAUUGGGUUAUUCUAAGAGAGUUGGUAAGAGAAGUUUCAGAGAAUAAAAGGUUGCUUGAAGAACAAGGAAAGAGAGAAAGCUUGGAAACAGCUCCAGUCUUUGAUGAUCUUGAGAUUCUUCGUGAAGAUGAAGAGUUCAAACAAGAAGUGGAUUGGAUUAUUGUAAGAGAGUUGGUCAGAGAAGUUUCAGAGACUGUAGAGAAUAAUCAACAAAGGACUGAAGCAGAGAAUAAAAGGUUGCUUGAGGAACAAGGAAAGAGAGCAUGCUUGGAUACAUCUAUAGUAGUUGAUGAUUUUGAGAUUCUUCGUGAAGAUGAAGAGUUCAAACAAGAAGUGGAUUGGAUUAUUGUAAGAGAAUUGCUUGGAGAAGUUUCAGAGACUGUAGAGAAUCUUGAAAGGGUUGAAGCAGAGAAUAAAAGGUUGCUUGAGGAACAAGGAAAGAGAGCAUGCAUGGAGAUAUCUUUAGUCUUUGAUGAUUUUGAUUUCAAGAUUCAAGAUAAGUUGAAGAAGGCAGCUUCAGGGUUUCAAAACUUGGGGAAAAAUAUUGAUUCAACGAUGAAUUAUGUAUCAGAGCUAAGACGUAAAGAAUCUGUUUAUAGAACAGCUUUUCUUGUUAGAUCUGAGAAUCUCAUAAAAGCAGAAACUGAGGUUGAUCUUCUGGGAGAUCAAGUCGAUGCGCUUGUGAAGCUUCUACAGAAAACACUUUGGACAUUUCAUCAACAUCCAUUGCUUCUUUGCAAUCACUCAGAUAUAUCAGAAAUCUGUAAGAUGAUCAAGGAAGUGUUAUAUGAGGGUUACAAAGCAAAUUAA
This is a messenger RNA of Eruca vesicaria subsp. sativa (arugula), 2335 nucleotides long. The record is from the annotation of a GenBank genome assembly. NCBI's taxonomy places the organism in Eukaryota, Viridiplantae, Streptophyta, Magnoliopsida, Brassicales, Brassicaceae.